This is a messenger RNA of Onychostoma macrolepis, 5873 nucleotides long. RefSeq names its product coiled-coil domain containing 177 (gene ccdc177). The coding region runs from base 404 to 2914 and encodes 836 amino acids. The transcript is spliced from 2 exons. The record is from RefSeq and is a predicted model, not a curated record. Lineage: Eukaryota; Metazoa; Chordata; Actinopteri; Cypriniformes; Cyprinidae.
UUAUUGCUAUUACUCUUUCCUUUGCAGAAACAGCCAACCAAUAUUGUUUUCUAGGCUGUGUAAACAACACCGAUAUACAUAAAUGAAAUACAUAACACAUGCCAUCCUUGAGCAUAUUCAUCACGACAGCAACGCAGAAUCGUUCAUUCUCCGUUCAUACGGUCAUAACAGCCGGACAAAGGGUUGAAUGUGUGCGAUAUUUUUAGAGCGCAGUCACACAGAGGCGGAGCACGGAUGCUUCACGGCCAAGGAUGCGAGUGUCAAACAGCAGGUGGAGACUGACUGCUGAAGGACAGAACCAGACGAGAGUCGUCCACAGAAUCUAAAACACAUUUGAUGAGGAAGAGGGGAAAUAUCAGUAACCUGAUCCGCCCUGAAUGAGUGGGCCCUGAUAGCGUGAACCAUGGUGGACCCUUUGGAACCUGAUGACCAGAGUAAAUUCAGAGGGGCCCAGUUUGAAAGCCCUGCUGCAGCCUCUGAAGCACCAUGCCUACCUGAGCCAGGUGAUGAUAGAGAGAAAGAUGUUAGUGUGGAUUCCGGCCCACAGACAGAGCCUAGUACUGAACCUGUACUGAGCCCUCAAGAACCAUGCCAGCAGCAAAACAGUCAAACAGAAGAGUUAAAACUACAUCUGGACCUUUACAAUUUUGAAUCACCAGCUGCAGAAGGCAGUCGUUAUGUACUGACAAGCCCUCGCUCUCUCGAGGCAUGCGCACGAUGUGGAGUGAAACCUGUGGAGCUUCUGUCUCGUCCACUGUCUGAUUUUGCCCGUGAGGCACCCGGCCGGAGUAUGCGUGUCGCCACAGGAAUGUUUGAGAUAUAUGAGCGGGAUAGACAUGCUAAACUCCGACACUGCAGAGAGGAGAGAGAGCGGAUUAUCAGAGAGGAGAAGAGGCGAAUUUUGCAGGCAACUCUGAACAAUAAUGAUGGUCCUCUGGCUUCUGAGAAGUCAGAGGAAACUGUAAAUGCUGGAUUGUCUCAACAAACCAAUCACAAUUUAACAAAUCCAGCCCUCAAAAUAACACCUACUUGCAGUGGUGCACCCAAAAAACAAUCUACAUCAACUGCCCCUAAAAGCACGACAGCAGGGUCUGGACAGGUUACUACAGUGUCCACAUCCAGCUCUCCUCCCAUCUCAAAAGCCAGUCCAGUGAACUCUGCUCCUACUGCUAAAGGAGCUUCUGCAAAAAAGUCUAAGUCCCUUGAAGUAGAAUCUGCAGGAAAACUUCAAGGUCCAAAACCUUCAAUAAUCCAACGAUCGAUUCAGUCAGCUUCAGGAAGUCAGGGCUCAAAAAAACCUUCCAGUGCUCAUACAAAGGCUCCAAACACUUUCCCCAGAUCAAUAUCAAAACCUUCUUCGUUUCCAAGGACACCAACCUCACUUGCCCCGAUAGUAUCAAAAUCUGCUGUCCAAAGCCCUGCCAACGGCAUUACAAGUACAUUUGCACAGCAUAACGGGCAUGUCAUCUCCAAAUCAAAGGCUAGAUGCAGAAGCCACUCACUGGAGUCUUUGCAACGCAGACGUGACACGUAUUGUUCCUCUGCUGCUUCAACAACGAACACCACAACUACCACAUGUACCUCCUCUGAAUCUGCUUCCUCAUCCUAUAGCUGGGAUGGGGCAAGAGAUCACUGGGCUAAGACAUCAAGCCCUCGUGCCCGCACUUUAGCUACCUUUAACUCCCUGAUGGGUCGCAGUUUGAGCUUGGGAGACCUUAGCCAUUCUCCACAGACUAUGCAAAAAGUGGAGCGCAUUGUGAAAGAGGUGAAACGACGAGGACUUAAAGCUGUUCCAGAGCGUGACCGAAAGAUUGCUGCACUAAUGCUAGCCAGGUACCAAGAGGAGGACAUAAUGAGCCAGACACGCUACGUAGCACACCUGCAAUGGGACAGUGAGCGGCGAAUAGAGGAGCUGCGACGGGAACGUGAAGAGCGGGAGAAACAGAGGGCCGUGCAGCAGUGCCAACGUGCAUGGCAGUCACAAGUUUCAACCCGGCAGCGCUGGCUUAACCAACAGGAGCGUGAGGUUGCAGAAGCAAAACUUCGCCAAGCAUUGGAAAAUGAGGAGCGUUGGAAGGAAUUGGCUGAACAACAAGAACGUAGCCGGUUGCAGAAACUGCAACAGGCCGCUCGUGAGGAGAAACACAAGAAGGCGUUACAAGAGCAGAACCUUAAAGCUCUGGAAGAGGAGCGAGCUGCCGUCCUUGAGCAAGAGAAACUGCUCCUAAAGGAGAAACUGACCAUCGCCGAGCUGAAGCGUCAGGAGCGAGAGCACCAAAUUCAAGAGGAGCGUCGUGGACUCAACCGUGCCGAGAAGAGGCGCCAUGCAGCUCUUAUCCAAGAGAUUGCACGUCGUGAAGUGGACGAGCGUGAAGAAGCACGGAGAAUAGCUGAAGAGAAGCUAAGUAGGUCUUUGGAGAACUAUGAGCAGAUACAAGAAAAGCGUGGGCAAGAGUUGAAGGAGAAAGCUAAGCGAGAAGUGAAGCAGAUCCAGAAAGCAAGACGCGCCGCUGAGCUACGUGAGCAACAGCAGAAGGAACAAAUGGAGGCAAAGGCUAGGGAAGCCGAAAGACGAGCACAACAAGCCGCUCAAGUAGCUGAAGAGCGGGCACGGGAGAAGGCCCAACGUGCGGUGCAAAGCAGGCAGGAAAAAGAACGACUCCAAAGGCUUAACCGUCAACGCGUAGAAGAGGAGGAGAAACAGCGCCGCCUAGAAUUGUUGCAGUCCAUUGAGCGCAAACUGGAAAAAAGUGAACAGAUUUUCAGAGAAAAACGUGCUGUGUUGGAAAGUGCUCGAUCCGUGGCCCGUGCAUCUUUCCACGUGCGGGAUCGUGUUCGUGAAGAGACAAACAUGCGCACCUUUGACAAGAUGGCCCUGGAGGCUCAGUUAAAUGCAAAUUUAGUUGAGAAGUGAGCACUUCAAGUGUGCAACCUAAUUGCUCUUUCCAUGCACAUCUGUCUAGAAAUAAGCUGUGCUUGAGCCUACAUGCUAGCCUCAUCACCAAACUACAGCAACAAUAUUGAUGGUCAUGCCCUCAAGUGUUGUAUAUCUAAAGAUUCAUUUAUUCCUGAUGCUGGAUCAUUUUCAUCAUGUCUUCUAAAUAAAUAUUUUUCUGUAUUUAUAUCUUUUAAAUGUUAAUCUAAGAACUUUGUGCUUAUGUGUGGAUGAUCAUAUGUCGGGGCAUGAUUGUUUUUUUGUAACUUGGCAGCCGUGUUGCUUUGAGAACUGUAUAUAAAGAGUUCAUUGUUUACAAGGAAGUUUGGCACUAUGACAACAGUGAUGGCUUCUUUCUAAGGGUGGCUUUAUUUCUUAAAAGAAGAAAAAGAAAAUGGGAUGGGAUGUUCCUCCCAGAGUAAAUCUUUUGAGGGAAUCUAGGCCGUAAGAGAGUGAGCCAUGACUUGACUGUGUGUAAACUAAACUCUAGCUAAAUGCUGACCCAGCAUUACAUCCUAGAGUCAGGACAUGACAAAGAAUGAUCUCAGCACAGUGUAACUGCUGAUGAAGCACAGGAGUGUUUGGUCAGCAACAGACCCAUCAGGGCUCAAAUCCAUACUGACAUCCCCUGCAUUCCUUCAGGUGUGCUAAUUUAUUUUCUAUUCUUUUUUUUUCCCCUCACAAGCUUCAUUUUUGGUAUUCUACUUCUCAUAGGCAUGUUAAGAAUGGAAUACUAGCUUAUUAUUUACUGUGCAGUAUACACUGUAUACUAUCUACUAUUUUUAAAAUAGUAAGUGAAACAGUAGGCAUCAUGUGCGGUGUAAUGUACAAUCAUCCAGUCAUUAAUGCAAACACUAAAUAUCAGCGCUCAUUAUUCAGAAAUAUUUUUUUCUGAGGGCUACAUUAUUGUAACAUGAAAUUACAAUUAUGUACGAUAAAUAAGAUUAAUUAGCAUUUUUUAAUUCAGUUUUUGGUUAAAAUGUCGACUUUUGGCAGUCCAAUAAAAUAACGACUCAAAUGGAGAAAGUGGAGUGCAUUGCAUUGUGGGAUACGGUGUGCCAAGUAUCCUUUUUUUUGUAGACUGCACAUUUUGUUAGCAGGACAUGCAUACUAAGCACAGGACACAUAGCUAUACUACAGAAAUAGUUUUGAACAUUGCCUGGACAUUAAUGUUUAAUGCAUGUCCAUUAUAUCAUCACAUUAAAAUAAUGCUUGUGUGAUGAUAAUGAAAGAACACUGAAGCCAAUACGAAUGUUCAUAUUACAUAACACUUUGGUAUUUACGUUUUAAUUUGAGUAGGCAUAGGAAUAUAACAUAUAAGACACAGGAUUCUAUUCAUAAAACACCCAUUAUACUAAAAAUGCCAUGUCAUCCUGGUACAUAUCUAGAGGACAGGAUUGGAGGAGAGCUCACAUCGAUAUCUGUGAGAAAAACACUGCAGUAGACAUUUCAAUUCCUAUGAGAGCUUAACCCACACUGAUGCUUGUCACGGCAGCCAUCUGUCACAGGCUUUUUUGUACUGUACAGCAAUCAAACAACCUGGACAAAAACUGUUUUUUGGGCUAGCACAUUUUUCAGUGCCUCUGCGUACGGGCUCUUUAGAUAAUUAUUGCAUGAUAGCUACACAACACAUUUAUAUAUUCUGUCAAAAUCAUGCCAAAUUUGUUACGCAAGCAAGUCUGAUACUGCAGCUUAAUCAUUUAUAUAACAGAGUGAAAUGCAAAGUUUCUCUGCAAUAAUUGACUGUUAUCUGGUUUGUCUCUUCUGACGCAGGUUUGGGAGUGGAGAAGAUGAUGAUGUUGACAUCUGUGGCCUGAUUCAGUAAAAAAAUAACCCCCGAGAGACUGGAAAUUUCACUUUGAUCACGGGUCCUUAUUCCCUUUCUGGCAGUGACUCAGCUUGGCAUGACGUAAUUGGAAGGUUUAAUAAACACUGAAGCCAUUUUAAUUCCUGCAUAUCCAGAUGGCACAUCAACACCACUUUUAAUAUCAUAAAAAGCCCAAAGAAACAAUUUCAUUUUUAUACAUUAUUGUAUCGUGAGUUAAAUUUAGGGGCUUUUUAAAUGGAAGCAGAAUCGUGUUGAAUAAUAAUCAAGCUAAUAAUCAUGAAGAUGGACAAAAAGGAUUUUGAAUGUAAUUCAUAACAAAGCUUUUUAGGGCUAGUGACAAAGCAAGUGUUAAUUACAUAUUAAUAAAAAACAGAUUGUUUCAUUAAAAUGGCCAUUUCUGCAUAUCAAUUUUGCUGCUGUGACAUGAACAUGAUUGUAGCGUUUUAUGUGUAAAAGAGUAUCUCAUCAAAUUAUAUUUUCGUCUCAGCACCAUUUUUUCUUUUCUUUUUCGUUAAUUGUAUUGGAAAUAUGUUUUCUGGCUGCAGAUGCUUUAUUACUAGUUUAAUAAAAAGUGACAUGCAGGGUGAGAACCAACAGUUCAGUUUUGAAAAUAGCAUACUGUAUUAAAAAAGAAAUAAAUAAAUACAAAAAGAAAAUCUGAAUUAUUUAGUUGUUUUAUGCUUCUGGACAUAACAAUGUUAUAUAUAUAUAUUUAAAGAAUUUGGAAGGGUUAAUAAACUUUAUUGUAAAGCUGUAACCACAUAUUUUGUCAAAAUUAAGUUCUAGCUGAAAUCCUGUGAUCUCUGUCCUGUGAUAGACAGGUUUGGCUCAACUCUGUCAUAACAUGCAACAGUCGAGUUCUGAUGUAAUUAAUUUCUCCAUUUGAAAACUGAUUUUUAAGGAUAACUUAUAAGCCUUUUAAAGAUGUAACGGAGUCAGUCUCAAACUACAUAAACAUUUGUAUAUAUGUAUAUUUUGCAAUAAACAUAAAAUAUAUUGUUUAUAUAUUAAAUCCAUCAUUCUUUAAAUCUUUAAUUCCAUCACUGUUAAUUUGAUUAUGCAAUUUCCAAUUCUUCAUGGGAUUGUAGUUCUUUCCCUCAUUAAAGCUGU